Acipenser ruthenus (sterlet) is the source of this 5476-nucleotide messenger RNA. Its product is annotated as DNA excision repair protein ERCC-6-like. The record is from RefSeq and is a predicted model, not a curated record. The transcript has a single exon. NCBI's taxonomy places the organism in Eukaryota, Metazoa, Chordata, Actinopteri, Acipenseriformes, Acipenseridae. Gene Ontology annotation, molecular function: ATP binding; DNA translocase activity; ATP-dependent chromatin remodeler activity. Bases 130 to 4503 code for a protein of 1457 amino acids.
GGAACUAAGGACCUAGAGGAAAGCCUUGCAGAUCUACAACUGGAGGAUGAAGAUGAGAAGGAAACACAGAAAUCUGAGACCUUUGAGACAAUUCAUGUCCUUGACAGUGGCCUAUUGCUUUCCAAAGGGAUGUACAACCACUUGUAUGAAUACCAGAAACAAGGCUUAGCUUUCCUUUACAGUCUACAUCAAUCUGAGAAAAAGGGAGGGAUCUUGGCAGACGACAUGGGCUUGGGAAAAACAGUCCAGAUUGUAACAUUUCUUUCCGGGAUGCUAGAAAUGGACCUGAUCAAAUCUGUGCUACUGGUAAUGCCCUGCAGCUUAUUAGGGAACUGGAUUACGGAGUUUAAAACGUGGACACCGAGCAUCCGUUUCAAAGUGUUUCAUCAUAGUGAGAGAAAUCCAGAUAAGAACUUGAAGGAUGUCCAAACAAUCGGAGAUGUGCUCAUCACUUCAUAUGGAACGCUAGCUCAAAACUGGCAGAAAUUUUCAAAACAUGAUGAGACAGCGUUCACCUGGGAUAUGGUAAUAUUUGACGAGGCCCACAAGAUUAAAACACCAUCUACCAAAAGUUUUAAAGCUGCAUGUUUAAUUCCAGCACACACCCGAAUCCUUCUCACUGGAACACCUGUCCAGAACAACCUCAAGGAGAUGUGGGCACUGUUCAAUGUAGCCUGCCAGGAAACCCUCCUAGGAACAUAUAGGACUUUUAAAAAAUUAUAUGAAGACCCAAUAUCGAAAGCAAGAGAGAAAAAUGCCAGCCCACAUAUGAAAUCUCUGGGGCUCAAGAUGUCUGAAAGUCUAACGGAAAUGAUAACACCAUACUACUUGAGGAGGACAAAGGAAGAAGUUCAGAAAAACAGGCACGAUUCAGACCACAGGAAUGAACGUCAUCCAGAGAAUAAGGAGAACCAUGACCCCAAGGUUGCUGUUGAGAUGCCACUGUUUACCAGAAAGAACGAUUUUGUUAUAUGGCUUCACCUUAGCCCAUUACAAGAAAUUCUGUAUGAAAAAGUAAUUUAUUCGGAUAAAGUCAAAGAAUGUCUUGAAAAAUCCCGCUCUCCCUUGAGUGACCUGAAUACCUUGAAGAAGAUUUGUGAUCACCCCAGACUGCUGUCUGCCCAAGCUUACAGGGAGUUAUUCCACCUGGACAAAAGUGGAAUUGACUGCUGGUAUGGUGAUGAGGAUAUGUGGGGUGCUGAUGUGAGCCAGCAGUCAAGUGAAACUCUAAUUCAGCAAUCUGGCAAGUUGCCGUUCCUCAUCUCCUUACUGGAAAAGCUUCGGGAAGAGGGCAAUCGCACACUUGUGUUCUCUCAGUCUAGAAAAAUGUUGGACAUCAUUGAGAACAUUUUGGAUGAUCGAGGGUUUAAGGUGAUGCGUGUGGAUGGGACUGUCAGUCAUUUAGCACAGCGUGAGAGACGAAUCACAAAGUUUAAAAAAAAUAGAGACUACUCAGUCUUUCUGCUUACUACUCAAGUGGGUGGCCUCGGGCUCAACCUGACGGCUGCUAAUAGGGUUGUCAUCUUUGACCCAUGCUGGAAUCCAGCUACAGAUGACCAAGCUGUGGAUAGAGUGUACAGGAUUGGGCAGAAGAAGGCUGUGGUGAUCUACAGGCUCAUUACAUGUGGGACAGUGGAAGAGAAAAUAUACCGAAGGCAAGUCUUUAAGAAUUCACUGAUCAGACAGGCAACUGGGGAUGAGAAAAACCCAGUUCGGUAUUUCAACAAUCAAGAAUUGAAAGAGCUAUUUAUAUUAGAGGACACACAGUCUUCUUCAACACAGAUUCAAUUGCAGAAAAUGCAUGCAGCUCAAAGACAGACGGAUAAAGAACUGGACACCCAUAUAGCCUACCUGCACUCACUGAAGAUUUGGGGGAUUUCAGACCACAACCUCCUGUUCUCAGAGGCACAGGAAGAUGAAAAUGAAACUGAAGCAGCUCAGAAUGACAUUCGUCUCAAAGUUGAAAAAGCCCAAGGAAUGAUAGAAGCAGAAUCCCAGGAGGUUCGACACCACGGUAUACAUGAAGCAGACAUGAAACUUUCAAAGCCUCAGAAGAAAUCCUCUAAAAACACCUGGGAUGAAAGAGGCACAGGUAUGUCUUUCCCUGAAGUUCUUGGCCUAAGCAAAAGAAACUCUGAAAUGGAUGAUGACUCAUACAAUGCCAGUGAUGAAAAUUCUCAUCUCAUGGAAGAAGCAGAAGGAGAAUGUUUAGAAGGUGUUGCAUUACAAAAUAAUUCAAAUGCAUUACCUGAGAAAGAAGCCACUAAACCCACCUGGAAUGAAAGAGACACAGGUAUGUCUUCCCCUGAUGUUCUUGACCUAAGCCAAGGAAGCUCUGAAAUGGAAGAUGACUCAUACAAUGCCAGUGAAGAAAAUUCUCAUCUCACGGAAGAAGCAGAUGGAGAAUGUUUACAAGGUGUUGCAUUACCCGAGAAAGAAGCCACUAAACCCACCUGGAGUGAAAGAGACACAGGUAUGUCUUCAAUCAAAGUCCCAGACCAAAGACAAGAAAGCUUUGGAAUGGAAAAUGGCUCGUACAAUGCAAGUGACAAAAGUUCCCUUCUCAGGGGCGGGUCAGAGCGUGAGUGGCACAGUGUGGGAUCAGCUUCAAAUGGGACCCCUAACAAUAUCAGUCAAUCUUUAGAAAUGAAUACAGCAUCCUAUAAUCCAGGGAUAUUAAACUCUGUCUUUUGUGAUGGAAAUGAGGCUGCAGUUACUUCAUUUAAUGAAAACACAUUGUCCAGAGAUACAGUCACAUCUGUUGCAACUGAUGUGAAUAAUGGAAAGCACAAAGGAAUGAAUUAUGUUAUGGAAGUAUUCGAAGACCCAACAGAGAGGGAUUCUUUGGCCAUACCAAUUCUCUGCAACUACUCACUGACUCCAGAUAGUAAAUCAAUCUACGCGGAGAGUUUUUCUCAUAGCAAGAUCGGAUCUCCUGAUAUUGUGACAUCCACUCCUGGUCCAUUUACUAAAAACAAAAUGUUUAGAGAUCAUUUGGCCCGAACCAGUGUCUAUAUUGGAAACAUGGAAGGAAUCAAGGGCAUUUUUACAAAUUGGGAAGAUACAAAAGAGAAGGGAUGCUUAUCACCCACACUAUGUGAUUAUUCACGAACUGAUUCUUCAGCUUUCGUAUUUGAACCAAAUGCAAUAGGUUCUACACCACAAACAUUUUUAGACAGAUUAAGUGGGUUCCACGUUCCCAGUGAGAGUGACUGGGAUGAAAAUGAAAUCUUCAUCUCAGCUGCUAACUCUCCAGCCACUCGAACAGUUCUUCUCGGCGGCUUUCAACUGAUUUUGGAUGACAGUCAAGAAGAUCCACAAGACAGUGUAAUGGGAAAACAAAAGGAGUCUCUGCAACAUGUACUGGAUAUCUCAAAAGGAUUACAGGAAGCUCAGAAUGGCACUUGUCUCAAAGUUGAAAAACCCCAAGAGAUGACAGAAACAGAAUCCCAGGUGAUUCGACAUAAUGGCAUACAUGAAGCAGACAUGAAACGUUCAAAGCCUCAGAAGAAAUCCCGUAAAAACACCUGGGAUGAAAGAGACACAGGUAUGUCUUCCGCUGAAGUUCUUGGCCUAAGCAAAAGAAUCUCUGAAAUGGAUGAUGACUCAUACAAUGCCAGUGAAGAAAAUUCUCAUCUCACGGAAGAUUCAGAAGGAGAAUGUUUACAAGGUGUUGCAUUACCUGAGAAAGAAGCCACUAAAACCACCUGGAAUGAAAGAGACACAGGUAUGUCUUCAAUCAAAGUCCCAGACCAAAGACAAGAAAGCUUUGGAAUGGAAAAUGGCUUGUACAAUACAAGUGACAAAAGUUCCCUUCUCAGGGGCGGGUCAGAGCGUGAGUGGCACAGUGUGGGAUCAGCUUCAAAUGGGACCCCUAACAAUAUUAGUCAAUCUUCUGAAAUGAAUACAGCAUCCUAUAAUCCAGGGAUAUUAAACUCUGUCUUUUGUGAUGGAAAUGAGGCUGCAGUUACUUCAUUUAAUGAAAACACAUUGUCCAGAGAUACAGUCACAUCUGUUGCAACUGAUGUGAAUAAUGGAAAGCAUAAAGGAAUGAAUGAUGUUAUGGAAGUAUUCAAAGACCCAACAGAGAGGGAUUCUUUGGCCAUACCAAUUCUUUGCAACUACUCACUGACUCCAGAUAGUAAAUCAAUCUACGCGGAGAGUUUUUCUCAUAGCAAUAUCAGAUCUCCUGAUAUUGUGACAUCCACUCCUUGUCCAUUUACUGAAAACAAAAUUUUUAGAGAUGAUUUAGCCCAAACCAGUAUCUAUAUUGGGAACAUGGAAGGAAUCGAGGGCAUUUUUACAAAUUCGGAAGAUACAAAAGGAUGCUUAUUACCCGUGCUAUGUGAUUAUUCACUAACUCAUGGUUCCAAAUCAAUUAAAGUGGAAUGUUUUUCCACAAGUAAUAUAGAAUCUCUCCAUGUUCCACAAGGAAUUGAACCUGCAGUCUCGCCACGUGCUGAAAACAGAGCAGUCAUAAAAAACAAAACCCAAUUAAGUUAGAGAUCAGGGGUGCUAGAAAAAGCUCUUCCUAUCUUACAUUCACUGAAAGAUGGACUAAUGAUUUUCCUUUAUACAGAUGCUUCAUGAAAGAGUCUGCAGCCACUGCUAACCCAUGCAUCGAUGACACAAGCAGGUCUGCUACCCCUGAAACUUCACUCAUAGGUGUUAAUAAUAGCCUUGAAGAUACAAGCCACUCAUGUGACACCAGAAACCACUUGAGGCAUAAUUUAGUAACAUCUCUGACAAUGGAAUCACCUGUAGGGAUUGUAAAAGCAGAGGAAGAUGAAGGCUGGGAUCCAGUUCAGCUUCCCUCCAAUGGAGCUAUCAUGAAAAGACCCGAAGAGAUACCUGAGGACAGUUGCUUGGAGGCAACUUCCAAUCAUUUGCAGGCAAAAGAAAUUGGACAGGACUUAAAGGAUAAGAGUUCAUACAUCAAUUAGGAAUCUGACAACAGAAGUGUUGGAAUAAGCCCUACUCUGAAGAUAUUAAUGAAGCUCUUGUCAGGCAAGUGAAAGAAUUGAAACAGAAAGGAAAGCUGUAAGUCCAUCACACUUUUAUACAGCCCCUAGAAGGACCUCCGCGUGACAAUACAAUGUAGCUUCUAUGUCAAAUGGGUGGAGGGGGACAUUUAUAAUACACUAAACUGUUCACUAGUUUUACAACAAUUUGACAGGAUCCAUUAAAACCGUAACGAUUCUCAAAGUUCUUUAGGUAAAAUUGUUUAGCACCAUUGUUUCAGAAAAUAAUAAAUUUACCAAAUCAGAAAUAUACUACAACCCUGCCAUUUUAUUUUGGAUCUUAUGAGAAGUUUUUUUUUUUUUCUCACUUGUUUUAGAUUUUGUAAUUGGUGUUUUUUUUUUUCUUCCAGUAAGAAAGCUUUGAGAAUCUCUACCUAAUUUAUUUUUAAAUAUAGUAAAUAUCAAAUUUGUAAUGGUGACAGUUUUUGGGGGGCAGGGGAGGGUUAAGAUAUUUU